Molecule: messenger RNA, 561 nt
Organism: Malania oleifera
Lineage: Eukaryota; Viridiplantae; Streptophyta; Magnoliopsida; Santalales; Ximeniaceae
Product: dirigent protein 5
Exons: 1
Coding region: 1-561 (186 amino acids)
Source: RefSeq, a predicted model, not a curated record
AUGCAGCCUAGGAUCAUAUUUUGCGCAGCAGUUUCUUUAGCCACACCGGCUGUCAUUCUGCUGGCCUUGCUUUCACCGUUACCCAGCAACAUAUCAAGUCCAACAAAAGACCACACAAGGCCUUGGCUGGCCCUGUCCCUGUACAUUCAACAGCCACAACUCCCAAGCCUGAACCUGAACUCAAACCCGGUGCCCCCGGUUGGUCCACUGGAUGCUGGCAGAGCGCUGGUCUUCCACCGAAAACUCACCGAGGGACCGGAGAACACUUCCCAAGUCGUCGGGAAAGCCCGGGGCUUCAUUGUUCCUGUUGAGCACUUCGCACAUUCUGCAUUCAACCUUCUUUGUCUCACCUUUCAUACUAACGAGUAUUCUGGCAACCUCAGUGUCCAAGCCAAGGACAUAGCUCACAGUGGCAUGCGAGAACUUACUGUGGUUGGAGGAACAGGCUCUUUUGUAUUUGCUCGUGGACUCGCUGCUUUGGUGCGGCAGGGAGAGGACGCAACUUACCAUGUCAAGCCGCAACUCCGGUUCCCCAAUCGAUCUCAUAUGAUACCCGGAUGA